AUGGCGCUCAGAAAGGCAUCGAGGGCGCUCAACUCCGGCAUUACGAAACAACGAAAGCAUCUUCAAUUACUUAUUUAUGUCUCACUUCUCAGGCCAUAUAUCUUCGGGAGCGGACAGGAAAACUUCACUUCGUUUGAGUUUACUAGCGCGUCUUUUUCGCGGGAUCCCUGCUUCCCGCCCCGAACUCAUCGUAUACCUUUUCGCCUUGAGCUUGUAUAUAAAACUUCAGUUGUAAACAUUACAGGACUGUCUCUAAUAUCCAUUGCGAUCACAUCGCUAAGAAAGCCACAGGUUCUACCACCACCCAGCUAUCCUGGAUCUCUUCGCCAGGCUCGAAGAAGGAAGACACUCCAAAGGCUCCGACAACGCGAGCGCCAUGCCUCCGAUAUCAUGCGUUACGAAAUGAAUCUUGACUGGCCUGAAAACGUGCGAAUCUUUCAACGACUGUACAACGCCAGUGCGACGGUCAAGUGGGUUCGCGACGACUACAACAACCGUGAAAAGAGCGAAAGGUCGCAGAUGUGGACGAGACACAUCAUCAAGCCUGUCUAUACGGCACAGAAGGAACAAGACCGUGCUACGGUACGGGCAGAGAUCAUCAACGCCGCAAAGGCUCUCAAAAUCGAGAUUCCUAUCACGAAUCCGCCUGUUGCGGCUCCUCCUGCACCAACUAUCGCUCCUGCUUUACAGCCAUUAUCAAUCUGGAAUACUCAAGAUUCUUUGGUUGUGCUGAACACGACAGUAUCCACAGCUACUCCAGCUACAACAUCCGCUACGAUACCCUUCCACGCUCUCCCGCUGGCUAAGCGCUCUGCUCCCAAGUCUCGUCGUCUUGGUCCAAAGUUUGUUCUUGCUGGCCAUCCGGAUCCCGCGGAGGCGCAGAAAACCAGCGAGCCUCUAGCCAAGAAACCUGCGACAGCUGAGCGCGUCCAGAUGAGUCGAGAUCUGCCGUCAGCUUCGUCUUAA
Molecule: messenger RNA, 966 nt
Organism: Pseudocercospora fijiensis CIRAD86
Lineage: Eukaryota; Fungi; Ascomycota; Dothideomycetes; Mycosphaerellales; Mycosphaerellaceae
Exons: 6
Coding region: 1-966 (321 amino acids)
Source: RefSeq, a predicted model, not a curated record